Molecule: messenger RNA, 584 nt
Organism: Aspergillus glaucus CBS 516.65
Lineage: Eukaryota; Fungi; Ascomycota; Eurotiomycetes; Eurotiales; Aspergillaceae
Exons: 2
Coding region: 1-570 (189 amino acids)
Source: RefSeq, a predicted model, not a curated record
AUGAGUUCACGCAUUUUGGACACCAUCAAAGGAGACCACCAGGAGAUCGAAUCGGUCUACGGCAGACUCAAGCAAGCCAACGAUCCCGAAGAACUCACGGCUUAUCAGAACAAACUCACCUGGGAAAUCGCCCGUCAUGCGGUUGGGGAGGAGCUGGUGGUGAUUCCGGCAAUCGAGAAGUACGUCCGGGUUGGGAGGGACGUGGCUGACAGGGAGCUCCAUGAACAUCGAGUGAUCAAAGAACAAUUGAAAAAGUUUCAGAACAUGUCCAGUAGUGACUCCGAGUUCCUCCCCACCGCCCAAACUCUCAUGUCCCAGGUUCUGGAAAACCACAUGGGAGAAACGACAAACGACCUAGUCAAGUUAGAGGGUGCUAUCACUCGCGACGAAAGCAACCGUCUUUCCAGAUCGUUUAAUCGGACCAAGAUGUUUGUUCCUACCAGAGCGCAUCCUAGCAUCCCAGAUCGGCCUCCGUUUGAAACAGCCUUGGGGUUGAUGACGGCGCCUGUGGACCAGCUGGUGGAUGUAUUCCGCACGUGGCCUGAGGACGAUGUCGAUCAAAUCGAGUAGGCUUCCCGGUGCUC